Molecule: messenger RNA, 1860 nt
Organism: Rotaria sp. Silwood2
Lineage: Eukaryota; Metazoa; Rotifera; Eurotatoria; Philodinida; Philodinidae
Source: the annotation of a GenBank genome assembly
AUGACUGGUGAUGCUGCUUUACAAUUGAUGAUGGCCUAUGAACAAGGUCAAUUGGAUAAUGUUACCAGUAUUGUCUUACGCGUUGCUAGACCUACUCGAAGAAUUCCAAUUUUUAUCGAUCAUUGGGAUGACACGGAAGCCAUUGUCUUCCUUACGAUCAUUCACAAUUAUGAUACGACUAUAUCUGGUGUGAUUAAAGACUCUUGGAGUCGAAUUCUUCAACGAACACUUGGCUCGAAAAAUUGCAUACCUUGUUUUCGUCCAUUUGUCCUUCGACUAGGUUUACUUGGUUAUCAGUGGCCCUUUCGAACAGGCAUCUUCUUCACAGCGUAUCAAGAUAACGUUGUAACACGUGCGGCUAAUGUCCUUCAAAGUGUAAUCGAAUGGAACGAAAUGCAAAAGUCGAAUUUGCGUUGCAAUGUUCUUCUUUUACCGGCACUUAGUACUGAACCAGUGGCCAGAGCUACCUAUGAUGCCGGAUUCUUUCCUCUACCUCUACCACCGACUCAUUUGCUCGAUUUGCGACCACAUCAUGGUAAGACAUGGGACGAAUAUAUGAAAACGUUAAAAAGAACCAAUCGUCGACGUUAUCUUCAGCAAUUUCUCGAUAAAGGUGGUAUCAUAGACGAAGUCCAUGAUUUGAACAGAAUUGAAGUGAGCACAAUGGUUUGUCAUCAAUGGGAGAAUAUUGCACGCUUUCGACAACAAAAAAACGAACCACCCACAUUAGCACAUCCGUCCGCGCGAUUUAUUGAAGCGAUGGGUCACGUAAUGAACCAAUCGUAUCGUUCAGUAGUUUUUCUUCGUUUUAAUAACGAAGUCAUCGCAAGUUCAGUUAUUUUCAAAUUUCCAAAUAAACUUUUCACCACUGAUAUUCACGGAUUGACACAUGAAAAAGCUCGACCUAUGAAAGCGUAUUUUGUUAUGCUUCAAUGGGUAAUUAAAGAAGCACUCGAUAAAAAAUAUGAUUUCGUCGACUUUGGUCCUACAACACCAGGACCUAAAAUGGAUCUCGGCUGUAUUCAGGUACCUCUGCAAGCUGCUGGCUAUUGUAGAAAUCCUAUUAUAGCCUUUGGUAUCAAGAAAUGUGGUGGACUAGUAGAUAUUUUGCACACGAAAAAAGAAUAUCAUGAAAAGAAUUCUUGUCAAGAAACAACAUGUGAACAUGAACGCUUUGAAGCUCAAAUAAACUCUUUGACAAACAGAACUCUGCAGGUGAUGACUAGUAGUCCUGCUAGUCAAAUGCAUUCUAACAAUUCUUAUAUUGUUCAACAGUUAGACGACUCUUCAGAAACAAAGCAUUCGACAUCUGCCGUGUUACAAUUAGGUAAUGUCAACAUGUUAAUGUAUAACAAUAGUUCUGGUGCUGAAGUACUGGAAGAUGUGACAGAAAUAUCAGAGAAGCAAGCAAUAUAUCUUUCGAAAAAUCAAAAGCCAACAAAAACAAAGAAACUAAUCCAAUCUGACCGCACUAAUCAAUCCCGUCAAAAUCCACUGAAUAAACAUGAUUUUCCAAAAAACAAGAAUUACGUACGAAGGAUAAGUCAAACGGAUUUUCUUUCAACAGGUGUUGAAGCAGUCAUCGAUGAACUAGAAUUUCAUAAUCCAAUAGAUCGUAUGCAAAUGCUUCCUGUGUCCGGCAAUUCGAAUAAACAUGUACCGACUAUACCUCUUUAUCAAUCUGAGAAUUUCAAUCCAUCCAAGACAAACAAUCACAUUGAAGCAAAUAAUAACGAACUAAUGAGUAAGAUUGUACGGGAAACACAAACCUCGAAAGAGACAACAACGUCAAGCAAUGACACAUACGAUCUAGUGAUCAAUAAUCAUGUACAUAAUUUUAUCGGCGAAAAAACUAUCUAG